This is a messenger RNA of Hermetia illucens (black soldier fly), 1202 nucleotides long. RefSeq lists its product as uncharacterized. Lineage: Eukaryota; Metazoa; Arthropoda; Insecta; Diptera; Stratiomyidae. The record is from RefSeq and is a predicted model, not a curated record. The transcript is spliced from 4 exons. Bases 296 to 1165 code for a protein of 289 amino acids.
AGUGACACUAUUUGUAAAAAGAAUUGGAGUAGUGAAAAGUACUUCGCCGUCGUAUAAUAGAACCCUCACCAGAAAGUGGAAGCAACGCAGAAGAGCGGCUUUCAUGAUACCUCAUUUUACAUUCUGUGCACUAUGUGUCAUAUGUGCGAACAAUCAACGUAGUUCUUUCAAGUUCAACGUCUCGAAUGCACUUCAUUCAGUCCAAAUUAGCACUUUGAUCAAAUCGUGAGAAAAGGAGUCGGAAGCUGGGAGCUGGUAAUUUCUUUAACCGUAGUACAAUCAUAGCCGCGCCAGAAUGAAGUUCGGUGAUCUCCUGAAGACGAUCGGUUUGGUGAACAAAGUGCCUAAAAAUUUUACAAGUGCUGCUGGCCAUAAUGGACAAUUCGCUGAUGGUUCUGCGGCGAAUGUUGACAGGAUUUUCCAUGCUUUUCCACCUCAUCGCCAUUAUCACAAUCCAUAUUUAGGUCCUACCGGAAUUGGAGCGACUGCAACUGGAUACCAUCCAAUGGUGUAUGGACCACGCGGCUACGGAUUAAAAUUGGGUGUUGGUGGGGGUGCUACCGGUCACGGACACAGCGCUCCGGCAGGUGUUGGCCACAAUGACUACGGACAGAACGGAUAUGGCGUUCCGCCACACCACGGAGGCAGCGCCGGUGAAUACGAUUACGGACACUCGUCCUUCUCCAAACACAAGUCAAAAGCAUCCUCGGCUAUGUCCGCUUUAACUUUGUUAUCAUUCUUCUUUUUUAUCAACCUCCUGCAGAGUUGUCUCAAAGAGCACAUGGAGGCCAUGAAUCCAACUGUAAUGGUUAUGACUACUGGCGUGGCUCGAAUUCGGGGUAACAAAUUUAAGGAUUUAUAUCGUCCGAGCUCAAAGGAAAUUUCCGCCGAUGAACAAGACCAGGAAGAAAAAUUUGAGUCACGGCGACGGCCUGGUGAAUGGGAGGAAGCUACGAGUGAAAUGAAUUCUAGGACAGAUGAUGGUGAAAGGUUUAUGUACCCUAAUAGGACAGCAGCAGGAACGAAACAACGCCAUGAUCAUUACCAUCCCUCAUUUGGUAAUGGAAACGAUGAGCUGGGACAUCCUGUGGACCAAAUUCGAACGAAAUUACCAAAUGAUUAUUUCAAGGAUGGCAGCACCCAUUACACCAGAAUUUAUCGAUAAUUAUGUCUUAAUUAAAAAGUGUAGUUAUUGAAAUAUA